AUGGUAACACCAGAAGUCAAGCAAGCACUAGACUCGCUCAACGCCUCCGGUCCACUCUCCUGCAUCAUUGUCGGCAUCGAGAGUCACAUCUGUGUCACUCAGACCACACUCGAUCUCCUCCGGGCCGGACACAGGGUCUAUGUCAUUGCUGAUGGCGUAAGCUCGUGUAAUAAAGAGGAAGUGCCGAUCGCUUUGGCGAGGCUACGGCAUGAAGGCGCCGUGGUGACCUCGAGCGAGAGCUUCAUGUACGAAUACGUCGGGGACGCUAGUACACCCGAGUAA
Messenger RNA from Alternaria ventricosa, 282 nucleotides. RefSeq lists its product as uncharacterized. The coding region runs from base 1 to 282 and encodes 93 amino acids. The record is from RefSeq and is a predicted model, not a curated record. The transcript has 2 exons. NCBI's taxonomy places the organism in Eukaryota, Fungi, Ascomycota, Dothideomycetes, Pleosporales, Pleosporaceae.